Molecule: messenger RNA, 3378 nt
Organism: Paramormyrops kingsleyae
Lineage: Eukaryota; Metazoa; Chordata; Actinopteri; Osteoglossiformes; Mormyridae
Source: RefSeq, a predicted model, not a curated record
UGACGCAGGACCCUUUGUAUCCGGAUGUUGUGUACGAGUGAGCCUUGCGGCAGACAGUGCGGUGACUGAUGUGUGGUAUGGGAGCUAUUGUUUUUAAAUGGGAGAAUGAAAUGAAAAGCAUUAACUAGACUACAGUACAGUAGAUUUAACACUGAAGCGUGGUCACGACAGCCAGUCGCUGACGUAAAGAUAUAUUUUAAAAAUGCCUUCCCCCAAAGCGAAGGGUAACGGGGGACGCAGUGGCGGUAGCCCGGGUAUCAGCAGCGGCGGACGCUACGAGUUCAUGUCACUCAGCCGGUCUCCGUCGCCCCAGCUGCUUCAACGCCAGGGCUCGGAUCCGACGACGGCUCGCCUACGAGCCUCAGAGAGCCCGACGCGCCGCAGAGGCUCGGGAUCGCCCUUGGGAUUCUCGGGUGCCCCGUCGUCUUCGGCUACUGGCGCCCAGCAGCUGCCGGAGGAGGACUGUAUGCGACUUAACCCGUCAUUUAUCGGGAUCGCGAUCAGCUCACUGCUCGCUAUUGACUUAUGGCUGUCAAAGCGCCUCGGGGUUUGCGCCUGCGAAGACUCGUCGUGGGGCAGCAUCCGGCCGCUGAUGAAGCUGAUCGAGAUCUCCGGCCACGGUAUACCCUGGCUAGCAGGUGUGCUGUACUGCCUGUACAAGAGUGACAGUGCCGCAGGCCAGGAGGUCAUGCUUAACCUCCUCAUGGGUAAAUCAACUCUUUUGUUGCUAAGAGUCGCUCAUCCUGGACCUGGUCCUGGUUGCUGUGGUGAAGGCCAUCGUGCGCCGGCGGCGGCCCUCCCACAACCGGAUGGACAUGUUCGCCACCUUCUCGGUGGACCGUUACUCGUUCCCGUCGGGCCACGCCACACGGGCCGCCCUGUGUGCCCGCUUCCUGCUGGCGCACCUUGUGCUAGCAGCGCCGCUGCGAGUGCUUGUGCUGCUCUGGGCCGUCACCGUGGGCCUCUCCCGCGUGCUGCUGGGGCGCCACAACGUCACGGACGUGGCCUUCGGCUUCGGGAUGGGCUACUGCCAGUACAACCUGGUGGAGGCGCUGUGGGUCUCGCCGGUCGGGCUACACCUUGCCAUGGGCCAGUGGAGCUGAGGUGGGGGUGGAAGGUAUAGCAGGUGUCAGAGGGGAACCAGCCCCAACCCCCAAAUGCCCUGCUCCCCAGCUGUAACAUCACUGUGCACAUUGCCCAUUGCCUAAAAUACACAGGCAAUUAAAAGCGUCACAUCGCACUAAAUGCUAUAAAUAUCUUGAUGUUAAUUGAUGCCGUUGUGAAUGUUGUCCUUGUGUCUGUCUGUGUGCAUUUGGGUGGGUGAAUAUCAGCUUGACUUGUAAGCCACCGUGGUCUGUGAAGCAGAUCGAAUUAAACCAGGUCGGCAAAUCCAGACCUCUGGCUAGAGCAUAUAGGUGUCGAUCACUGCUGAGCUUUUAAUCAUCUUUAUUUACCCGUCGAUCAAAUACAUUUCACUUAUUGACCAUAUAAACAAGAUUGUGAUCAAGCUGCCAGCUUUGUUUCAGUCUAAAUUUAAUGUAUACAUGAUACAUGGUGGCUUGGACAGUUACUCCUCCUUAGGGCUCGAAUUCCAUCUGUGCAUGAAGCGCUCAGCAGGAAUGUAAACAAGAACACCCUCUGAGCUGUGAGGCCUGGACUCGCCAGCCCCCUCUGUGAAAGAUUAUUAAGGGAAGUAUUUUACAGAAACUUUAGGGGAACAGCUGGUAUAGAACUUAUAAUAAUGCAGUCCUAUUCCAUUGCUUUACAACAUUCCUCACGCACUGUGAAGUGUCUUGUAGUCACUUGUAUUUGAGAUUAUUUUGGUGUGCCCUUGUUUCUUUCUUGUUUAUUAUGUGUAAAUAGUAACUUAUUAUGACAGUCUCUGCCCUGAGGAAUAACCAGGUCGCCGUCUAGCUUGCUGUGUUUUAUUGUGAUUUAAAGCGAGUCGCUAUUUUGAUUCACGGUGACCUCUGUUAGCAGCUACUUUUCCUUGUUCUGAAGGCUGGUUUGUGACAGUGGAAGGUGGGGGUACUGGCCUGUAUGUUUUGUUUUUUUUUUCUGUUUAGAGGAGUAGGUGGAUAUACUGACUUCACUGGGCCCAUCCGGGCUACUGCAUGUAUUCAUCAAGCUCAAUUUCAUGGUAUCUGGAUUUUCAACUGUCGCCUUUCCUGUAGAACGAGGACCAAACAAAGGCUGUGCACAUGGUUUGCCGCACUGCAGCCAGUCGGUUCCCGUUCAGCCGAGUCUUUUACAAGCGUCUCCUCUGAUUUCAGUAUGGGAGCAGCCCUGCAUGUGUGCGUGGGUGAUGUGUCAGUCCAUUGCAGCUUUUGCAAGUCUGCGUGGAGGAUGUGUCAUUUUAAGGACUACAGUGCUGACCACGGUGCUGUGUGCAUAACUUGCACACUGUACUCAUAUUCUGUUGUUGCUGUGUUUGUGAAUUAUAAGAGGGUACAUUUAGUGUAUUUUAUAGUUUUAUAUGAUAUGGAAAUGUAAACCCUGCUUGAUAAACUUGUACUGGAGAGUCAAUCUCCAGAAUAAAAUCAAAAUGAAUGUGUGCUGUGGGCUGAACUGCCCAUCAGUGAUGUGUCGAGGCAGAGGGAGAGGGGUGUCGGUCUGGGAAAGCUUCAUGUGUAACUAUUCUGUCUGACAGACACUGGCAAGCUCUCACAAACCACCUGUUUCUGGCACUUUAGGGUGUUACACCUUAUAAAGGUCUAAGAGCUGUUAUAGUCUCUGUGGAAUUUGGGGUAAUUGCACAAUGCUGUGAUUACAUUUUGACCAUUGAUAUCUUAUAUGACUUUAAAAAAAAAAAACUAACCCGAUUUGUAAACUUGAAGGUUUUCUUGCUUUGAAUUACUUGAAAUCCAUUUAAUUUUUAGAUCUGAAUCUUCCUGUACUCUAAAACAACUGUUAAUCCUAAAUAAUAUUGCAAUCAGAUUAAAUCUGAAAUUAGGGUUUUCCGGUUAGUGAAAUCAGGAGUCUGCAGAGGUGCCCGGACACCUUAAACUGAUCCAGGUUCUGGAAGACUGUACAUAUAGAACAUUCACUACAAACUGGAGUUACGGUUUGGCCUGUAAGAUAAAAGUUCACUGUUUAAAGAGGGAAGCGAGUACGAUGGUUUGCCAGGAAGAGAGGAUAUUUCAGUACGUGCUGAAAACAGAAUUCACCAGCUACAGACAGUCCAUUUAGUCAGUGACCAUUGCUUGUCUUUUACUUUGACACAAACUGUAUUUGUAACUAGAAUUGUCAGUGUAUUUUACUUAGUAGCAGAAAGGACUGUUCAUUUUACUUGGUAGAUGUGCCAAGAGGACAAUGUAUUGUGAUUCUAAUGUUCUUUUUUCAAAAAUAAAUGUAAUCACUCCUUGUCUCUUCCUUGAA